GAAUGCAAGGGUUCUAUAGACCAAAAUGUUUUCCAAAAAAACUUAGUAGUAGAAAAUCCUAAACAACGGGAUAUUCUUCAUGAAUCUGGUUGUUAUUGUCAAAAUACUAAGCACAGAAGAUUUAAAGGAGAUGUCUUAGGAUAUUGUUCACCCUGGAAUGGAAAUGGUUUUGAGAUUGCCAAAACAUUUCACGGCAAGUUUACAAUGGUAUCUCCAGUAUGGCUGGCUUUUCCUUUUGGCAAUACUUCAACCUACCAAUUGUCUACUAAUUCCGUUCAAACUACGUGGAUAAAGGAAAUGAGAGCCAAUAACAAUGUUAAUCAUAACGUAAAGCUUGUACCCAGGGUAUUAUUUGAACAUUGGUCAAUUGAUGACAUUAUCAAGAUAUAUAGUAAUACAGACAGUAAAACUCAAUUAAUAGUAUCUCUCUUAGAUGCUGCCAAAACUUUCCAUUUCGACGGAUAUGUCUUAGAAAUGUGGAAUCAGUUUGUAUUUGCAGGUGCAAAUUUAUCAAUUAUUACUUCUAUAGUCAAAUCCAUUGCACGAAGAUUGAAGAAACAUAAUUUAGAUAUUAUAUUAGCAGUACCACCGUCUAGAGGUGCACAACUUGAAUUGUUUUCAAAGCAACAGUUUGACGAACUAGCACCAUAUGUAAACACCUUUUCGCUUAUGACUUACGAUUAUUCAAGUAUUCAAAGGCCAGGUCCAAAUAGUCCUCUCGAGUGGGCUAGACAAUGUGUAGAAUUAUUAGCCCCAGAAAAAAAUGAUCCUAGACGAUCUCAAAUUUUAUUAGGUAUUAACUUUUACGGUUACAAUUAUACACCGGAGGGUGGCAAGGCAAUUCUCGCCUCUGAAUAUUUAGAUAUAUUAAAGUUAUUUAAAGGAAAGAUUCGUUGGGAUAAUAGCAGCAAAGAGCAUUUCUUUGAACCAAGAUUAACUAUAGGUAAUGUGCGUGGAAUCAGCUACAUCUUCUACCCUACGUUAUAUUCAAUUAAGGCUCGAUUAGACCUUGCUAACGAAUUGGGUACAGGAAUCUCGAUUUGGGAAUUAGGUCAAGGAUUGAAUUAUUUUUAUGACUUAUUAUAAAUUGUUACAUAAUAUCUUUCAUUUAAUAUAACUAAAAUUUUGUGAUACUUAUAUAAAGAUGCAUGUACAUAAAAGAAAACCAUAAAAUAUAUUUCAACAAUUAUAUAUAUAAAA
Molecule: messenger RNA, 1200 nt
Organism: Wasmannia auropunctata (little fire ant)
Lineage: Eukaryota; Metazoa; Arthropoda; Insecta; Hymenoptera; Formicidae
Product: chitinase domain-containing protein 1
Exons: 6
Biological process (GO): carbohydrate metabolic process
Cellular component (GO): extracellular region
Molecular function (GO): chitin binding; oligosaccharide binding
Source: RefSeq, a predicted model, not a curated record